Ilex paraguariensis (yerba mate) is the source of this 522-nucleotide messenger RNA. The record is from the annotation of a GenBank genome assembly. NCBI's taxonomy places the organism in Eukaryota, Viridiplantae, Streptophyta, Magnoliopsida, Aquifoliales, Aquifoliaceae.
AUGAAUGCAAGUGCAACAACAAGCUCCGGGGGUUUUUUGGAUUCCGAAACUAUAGGCAGCUUCGCCUAUGGCAUCGGAUUUUCGCUAGGACUUCUCCUCAUCGUCUUCACCAUCACCUGGGCCUCAAAAUACUGCACCCCAAUUCACGCGCCAUCACAUGCACCACCACAAAUAAACGUCCUGCCACUGCCUGACCACCCUGCAGAAGACUAUGUUGUUGAUGUGGGGAUUGAUGAGGCCACCCUUCAAAGUUACCCAAUGCUGCUCUACUCCGAGGUCAGGGUCAAAAAUAAGGACGCCACCACCACCGCCACCUGCUGCUCCAUUUGCUUGGCAGAUUACAAGGGCAGUGAUAUGCUCCGCCUGUUGCCGGACUGCGGCCACCUCUUUCACCUCGAGUGUGUUGAUCCGUGGCUGCGGCGGAACCCUACCUGUCCAGUCUGUAGAACUUCUCCAAUCCCAACACCCCUCUCCACUCCUUUGGCUGAUGUGGUUCCUUUGGCAAGCCAAAGGGUUCAAUAA